Molecule: messenger RNA, 2130 nt
Organism: Adelges cooleyi (spruce gall adelgid)
Lineage: Eukaryota; Metazoa; Arthropoda; Insecta; Hemiptera; Adelgidae
Product: fatty acid CoA ligase Acsl3-like
Exons: 12
Coding region: 1-2130 (709 amino acids)
Biological process (GO): long-chain fatty-acyl-CoA metabolic process; neuron differentiation; long-chain fatty acid metabolic process
Cellular component (GO): lipid droplet; plasma membrane; endoplasmic reticulum
Molecular function (GO): palmitoyl-CoA ligase activity
Source: RefSeq, a predicted model, not a curated record
AUGGAAAAUAAUGCAAUGUUGUUAGCUUUAAAAACUGUAUCAUUAAUUGUUGAUGUUAUAACAUAUCCAGUAUAUUUAGUCUUUGAAAGGCCAUGGAACAGAAUUAUUAAAUCUGAUGCAAUAAAAUCAAAAGUUACACAAAUAGAAGAAAGUUCAAUUCUUAUUCAAACCGUUAGUGAUCCUUCAGCUGGCCACCUUUUAAUUGUUAGGGAAAAAAUAGACACACUAUAUAAAGUAUUUCAUUAUGCGGUUGCUCAUUAUACGGAUUUCAGUUGCUUAGGAACUAGGGAAAUUUUAGCCGAAGAAGACGAAGUUCAAACAAAUGGAAGAACAUUUAAAAAAUAUAUCAUGGGAGAUUAUAAAUGGAUGACAUUUAAAGAAUUAGACAUAGCAUCAGAUCAUUUUGGAAAUGCUUUGAUAUCACUUGGACAACAACAUAAAUCCAAUAUAGCAAUAUUUGCUGAAACGCGGGCAGAAUGGAUGAUAGCUGUUCAAGGAUGUUUUAAACAAAAUUUUACUGUUGUAACGUUGUAUGCAACCCUUGGUAUUGACGCUAUUAGUCAUGGUAUAAAUGAAACUGAAACCACUGUUGUAGUUACGUCACAUAAUUUAUUACCGAAAUUCAGGCAAAUAUUGCAGCUUACUCCUCAAGUAAAAACUUUAAUUUACAUGGAAGAUCAAUUAUAUGCAACUUCUACAAGUGGCUAUAAUGAUUCCGUCGAAAUCAUUUCAUUUAGUUCUUUAUUACAAAGAGGAGCUGAAUUCACAUUCGAUGAAAAUCAUUUACCCGCACCAAGUGAUAUUGCAAUAAUAAUGUACACAAGUGGAUCAACAGGGGUCCCAAAGGGUGUCAACCUUUCUCAUAGAAAUCUCAUUGCUACACUUAAAGUAUUCAAAGAUUGUACGAGCAUUAGUUAUGAAAAUGAUAUUUUCAUGGGCUUUUUGCCACUUGCACAUGUUUUCGAAUUACUCGCAGAACUAUCGUCAUUAUUUUGUGGUGUUCGAAUCGGUUACUCAAGCCCUCUUACAAUAAUUGAUAGCUCUAGCAAAAUAAAACGUGGCACAAAAGGUGAUGCUUGCAUACUGAAACCCACAAUUAUGACAGCUGUUCCCCUUAUUUUAGACCGUAUUUACAAAGGCAUAAACGAAAAAAUAUCUGGAGGCUCGACAUUCCAAAAAACUGUUUUCAAAUUUGCUUUCGAUUAUAAGAGGAAAUGGAUGAGACGAGGUUUUAAAACUCCGUUAAUGGACAAAUUAGUAUUUGAAAAAACCAGUGCUUUAAUGGGUGGUCGCUUACAAUCUAUUAUAUGCGGUGGGGCUCCUCUUACACCUGAAACCCAUACUUUAAUCAAAGUAUGCCUAUGUGAAAUCGUUCAACAGGGUUAUGGACUAACAGAAACCAGCUCGUGUGGAUGUGCAAUGUCACGAGACGAUAUGUCUACGGGUCGUGCAGGUUCCCCACAAACAGUUAAUGAUUUUAUUUUAACCAAUUGGGACGAAGGUGGUUACAGAGUCACUGAUAAACCUUACCCAAGAGGCGAAAUUAUUAUUGGCGGGGAAAAUGUAUCACCAGGGUAUUACAAAAAUCCUCAAAAAACUACAGAAGAGUUUUUUGAAAAAGACGGUAAGUGGUGGUUCAAGACCGGCGAUAUUGCACAACUAGAAUUUGAUGGCGCCAUAAAAAUUAUAGAUCGUAAAAAAGAUUUAGUCAAACUCCAAGGUGGUGAAUACGUGUCGUUGGGUAAAGUUGAAUCUCAGCUUAAAACUUGCCCAAUUGUCGAUAAUAUAUGCGUUUAUGGAAAUCAUUUUAAGACUUACACAAUCGCGUUGGUUGUGCCUAAUCGGCCAUAUUUAUUAGACAAAGCUACAAAAUUGGGUAUCGAAGAUCCCGAAAAUAUCGAUCCCGAAGAACUAUAUGUAAACCCAAGACUAGUGAGAGCAGUAUUAGACGAAUUGACAGCUCACGGAGAAAAAAGUAAACUAGAAAGAUUUGAAAUACCUAUAGCUAUAAAAAUAUGCACUGAAAUAUGGACGCCAGAUAAUGAUCUGGUGACGGCAGCUUUUAAACUAAAACGAAGGGAGAUUUAUGCUAUGUACCAAGCUGACAUUAAUAAUUUAUGCCAAUAUUAA